AUGGACGCCAACAAAGUCAUCCGCACCGAGACCCGCGGGCCCAUGGUGAGCGGCAUCGCCAUUGGGUUCACGGUUGCUGCGUUUGUGGCGCUGCUCUUUCGAUUCUACACCAGACUGUUUAUGCUGAAGAAUACGGGAAACGACGACUGGACGAUUCUCGCGGCGACCGUUCUCUCUAUUAUCGUCACUAUUUCGACAGGUUACGAGGUCAAGAAUGGCAUGGGCAGACAUCAGGAGAAUGUGGGAGCGGAAGAAGGAAUUGAACAACUCAAGUUCCUGCUGGUCAGCGUCAUCUGUUACAAUGUAGGCAUGAACGUGAUCAAGAUCUCGUUCCUGUUCCAGUACCGCCGCAUCUUCAACCUCAAAUGGGUGCAGAGGAUCUGCUUCUGGACGAUGCUCUACGUGGGAGCCUGGUGUAUCGUCCAGGCCAUCCUCCUGGGCCUCUCCUGCCUGCCCAUCAGCUUCAUCCAGCCCAAGACAGCAGGCAUCUGUCUGGACACGCUCCCUAUUUGGUACUUUUCGUCCGGCAUGAGCAUGUUGUUGGACAUUGCCAUCUUUGCCAUUCCGCUGCCAGCCGUGCUCAAGCUGCAGCUGCCGUUCAAGCAGAAGAUCAUGGUCCUCGGUAUUUUCAGUCUCGGCUUCUUUGAACCCAACAGCGUCUGCGUCAUCUCCAUCUACCGCAUGUUCACCCUCAAGUCCGCCGUCGAGAGCACGGACCCGUCCUGGGAGAACAUCGGCGCGGCGAUCUGGUCUUCCAUCGAGCUCAACGUCGCCAUCAUCGCCUCGUGCCUGCCCACCCUGCGCCCUUUGCUCGCCAAGCUGCUGCCCGGCGCUGGUCUCUCAUCGGCUCGCAACGACCGCAGCACAUAUAUGCGGUACGGCUCGGCCUCGGCUGCCCAGCGCACCCGUGACAACAACACCAACAAGAAGAGGGUCACGCGCAGCAUCAGCACCGAGGAGCUCGCGCUCAAGGAGAUGGCGCCCAGCCCCGGCGAGAGCAUCCCCUCCGCCUACACCCAGAUCUCGACGAGUAGGCAGCACGACAUUGACUGGAGCGACAAGUCACGGAUCAUGGUUACUACGGAGACGUCGAUCAAGCGGUGA
Messenger RNA from Thyridium curvatum, 1104 nucleotides. RefSeq lists its product as uncharacterized. The transcript has 5 exons. The record is from RefSeq and is a predicted model, not a curated record. Bases 1 to 1104 code for a protein of 367 amino acids. NCBI's taxonomy places the organism in Eukaryota, Fungi, Ascomycota, Sordariomycetes, Thyridiales, Thyridiaceae.